This is a messenger RNA of Rotaria sordida, 840 nucleotides long. Lineage: Eukaryota; Metazoa; Rotifera; Eurotatoria; Philodinida; Philodinidae. The record is from the annotation of a GenBank genome assembly.
AUGACGUCAAUGGAUGAUGGAACAUCAGCUUCUACUCCAACAAAUGCACUUAUUUUACCUGAUGUUAUUUAUCCUGUAAUUGAACAACUUGAUAAAUCUGGAUAUAAAGAUAUUCAAACUGAUUUACGUACAACAUUUUUUAAACUUGAAGAAUUAUAUCCAGGUUUUUCUCGUAGUUUUCUUCAAACAUUUAUAAAUAAAGAAAUGCCAUCUUUAUCAUCAACAAUAAAUAUGAAUGAAUUAACACUUAAAUUAGAAAAAUAUUGUGAUAAAUCAUCAUAUUUUAUAUCAUCAUCACGUAGUGAACAAGAAUUUCAUGAAUUAAAUAUUCGUUCAAAAAAUCUCAAACGUAUAUUAAGCCGUAUUCCUGAUGAUAUUAAUGAAAAACGUGAAUUUCUUGAAACAAUUAAAGAAAUUGCAAGUGCAAUUAAAAAAACACUUGAUAGUGUAUCAAAUACAUAUCAAUAUUUUAAAACAGCUGAUGGUCGACAAGCAUUAGAAAAUGAAAAAAAAGAAUUUAUUAAAUAUAGUAAAAAUUUUAGUAAUACAUUAAAAGCUUAUUUUCGAGACAGUAAACGUGAUGAUGUUUAUAUAGCAGCAAAUCAUUUACUUGUUCAAACAGAUUAUUUGUUACGUACUAUAAAACUUUAUUGUGAAACCGAUACACUUGAUGACUGUUUAUAUCCAUUAUUAUCUCAUCAUCAAAAUCAAUCUCGUAUAAUCUCAUCAUCACGUUAUUCAUCGAAUAGCAAUCAACAAUCUCAUAAUAUAAGACAAUCAUCAUCAUCAUCAUCUGGAAAUAAUCGACCGACUUCAUCGUAUGAAACUGGUUAUACUUGA